Molecule: messenger RNA, 1629 nt
Organism: Scaptodrosophila lebanonensis
Lineage: Eukaryota; Metazoa; Arthropoda; Insecta; Diptera; Drosophilidae
Product: dnaJ homolog subfamily C member 25 homolog
Exons: 1
Coding region: 400-1419 (339 amino acids)
Biological process (GO): protein folding
Cellular component (GO): endoplasmic reticulum membrane
Source: RefSeq, a predicted model, not a curated record
GCAAAAGCGAGAACGAAAACGGGCACAAACGCUUAAGUGAUAAUCUGUCGGAGCUCUUGGGAGCUUAGAGCUCGGGAGACGAAAAGUAAGCAGACAGCAGUCAGUCUACAGAGAAGUUGCAAGAGCUGACGCUCGCUCAGUAGGUAGAACAGGUGCGCGCACUUUAGAGAACGGAGAAUUUACGGUGCCAACAGCAGAAUUUUUGGUUUACGGCUCAAACGUGGCAGCCAAAAUAGUGUUAAAUACCGUACGGCCAAGGCGCAGCGACCAGAAGACGACAACGACGACGAAAAGUUGCCGUUCGUGCAGCAGUUGCCGCAGAUAACAGCACCAACAGCUGUUGCGCUCUGGUCCCAUUCCACCUCCCGCCCGCCCGCCGUGCUUUUGCCCACCACCAUUAUGCCUGAUCCCACACAACGUUUGUUUUGCAUGAGCCUGCUGGUCCUUGCGCUGCUACCCACUAUGUGCCUGGGCCUGCUCGAGGGCCUGUAUUGUGGAAAAGAAAAUUGUUACGAUGUACUAGGUGUCACACGCGAAUCCUCGAAAUCUGAGAUUGGAAAGGCAUAUCGUCAGCUGGCACGCCGCUUUCAUCCCGAUCUUCAUCGUGGUGCCGAGGCCAAGGCGGAAGCUGAGCUUCAGUUCAAAUUGGUAGCCACUGCCUAUGAGAUUCUGCGCGAUGAGGAUUCACGUAACGAUUACGACUACAUGCUGGACAAUCCGGAUGCCUACUAUGCGCAUUAUUAUCGUUACUAUAGGCGGCGUGUUGCGCCCAAAGUGGAUGUGCGCAUUGUGAUCGUGGUCACGUUGACUAUUAUCUCAGUUAUUCAGUACUAUUCCGGAUGGCAGCGCUACGACUCAGCUAUAAAAUACUUUGCCACUGUGCCAAAGUAUCGGAACAGAGCGCUGGAUAUAGCACGGGAUGAGAUUCAGGAGCGCAUACAUAAUCGUAAGGGUAAGAAUCGUUUGUCCAAGACAGAUCAAAAGGAGGAGCUGGAGCGCAUCAUACGUAAGGUGAUUGAGGAGAAGAUGGAUGUGAAAGGCGGAUAUGCGAAGCCUACGUUGUGGGACGUCCUGUGGGUACAGCUGCUGAUCUGCCCAUACACCAUCAUCUCUUUCCUGAUCUGGCAUGCUCAGUGGUUCUGGCGCUACACGAUCCUCAAACUGCCAUAUGGACGGGAUCAGAAACUCUAUCUGAUACGUCGCUACAUGAAGAUGGGUCAGCAUCAGUUUAAUGCGCAGGAGGAUAAACAAAUUGAGGAAUAUUUGCAGCUAGAGCUGUGGAAGCGUGAGAAUUUCGAAGCGUGGAAGGCGGAGCAGGAGGAGGAGAUGAAGAAGAAACUGGCCGAAAAUCCUCGCUAUAAAGCCUACAGGCGCUAUAUGAAGAACCAUGGACCCGGUCGCAUAACGUUCGAGGAUUAAGCAAGGCGACCCCCAUCAAGUUUUAUUGAUGGGAAUUGGUCAUCCUAUCCUCACAGUCACGAAGAGUUGGAUUCCAUCCGUCACUCAGCUGCCUAUCAUUUGUGUUUUGACGUACAUGCAUGCGUGUUUUUUUUAUACUUUUUGUUUCACCAACUAGAGAGAAAUAUUUGCAAUAGCUUAAAAAUAAAUUAUGUAUGUUAAUUCUGUAAA